UGAUGGAACAAUGGCCAAUACGCUCGCUUUCUGUGACCAGCAUAGCUUUACACAUGGGACGUAAGCCACAAGCAUGAUGCGUAUGCCUAUCUACGGUCGGAGGUCAAACCCAGACUGCAGUGCAGGGUCGCAACUUUCUCACCCAGCAUGUUUAUAUAGUGGAAUCUCUAGGUCCUAGGGCAAAAUAAGCUGCUCUGUAGGGAUAGGUAGCACUGAUGGCUCGAAGCGGAGCUGUUGAGAUGCGCGAAGGCGCCGAGGCUUUGCUUGCGAUGGAUGUCAGCGACGAAUUUUUGCAGUAUGAGCUUCCUGCUGGGGAGAUGCCAACAAUUCCAAAGGGUGCUGAGGACAUGGCAAGAUCCUUCGAGAAACAGUUAGCAGCAACACAACUGGUCCAGCAGCGGCUGCAAAAACAGUUUAACGAACUUUCCGAGGAAAAGGGGGUCCUAGAGACUAGCCUAGAAAUGGAGAGAGCCGUUCGGCAGCACAAGCAGCUUCAGCUGGGUGUCGUACACGACAAGGCCGACUGUGCAUGCAAUGCGGCGGAGCACUCACAGCGGCAGUUGAAAGAGGCGUUCGCAUCUGUGCAGGACAUGGCCGCUUCCGUAACUCAGUUAGCGGACAUGCUGGAUGCUUCAGGCGCCUCUCCAGAACUCACGGAAAGCUUUAAGGCUGUGGCACGCAGCACGCAGCGGACAUUCGACGCCGUAACUGCAGCGCAAGCGGACAUCCAUGCAGUCCUGGACAUGCAGUUGGAAGUCAAGGAGGCUUGCCUUCAGUUGACGCCGCUCACGCCGGCGUCGUCUGUGGCGGCAGGGCUCCCCAGGGUGGCGGAUGCGCUCAGGGACUUGGAAGCGGAUGCCCUGAGGUUGCGGCAGGAGCUGGAGGAGACCAGGGCGCGUGAGGCGAAGCUUGCCUUGGAGCUGCAGGCUGCUCAGAAGCUGUCCAGCCUGUUCAGGGAGCUGGAGACUGAGGUGAUCAACCUGCAGCAGGAGCAGGCGCAGGCAGCCAGCAAGCUGCAGACCUCCCAUGAGGAGAUGCUGGCUGCACGGGCGCAGCUCGCGACCCUGGAGCGGGAGCUCGCUGCCACUAAGUCGCCCACCGUUGAGCUCCUGGCGCAGAGCCUCCUGAAGCUGGACGCCCACUCGGCAAGUGUCCAGGAGUUCCUCGAGGGGCUCUCCAUGCCGACCCCGGCGGACUCCGCAAGCAGCCCCGCACAGGACGUUUCAGGUCUAGCAGCACUCAACGAGGGCGAAGACGCUGACGUCAGCCUUGAAAAGCUGCGGGAGCUUGUCAGUGCGCUUCAGCUGCAACUGAAGGCCAAGGAUGACGAGGUUCGUGCCGCACGCUAUGCCUCCUCCUUCAUGCGCCACCGCGCCGAAACCAAGCUCGGCCAGCACCCCAGCGGAGGAGGGGUCCAGGAGUCCCCGGUGGCAGCGUCGCUGUGGCCCUCGCUGCUAGCGGAGCUGCAGGCCCUGACUCCCAGGGACGUGCAAGGGAGUGAGGGCGAGCCCGUCAGUCGUGCGCCGUCGCCGAUCUAUUCCUGCAGGCUUGCCGCUCGCUCGCAGGCGCUUCAGUCACCAGCUACCACCACCACGGACGGGUUGUCCACUGUCCAGGUGGCACUGAUCGCCGCUGAGCGAGAGGUGAUCUCGCUCCGAUCGCAGCUGCAGCACCGCCAGCAGCACAUCAAGCUGCUCGAGCACCGCCUACUAGAGCAAUCGCAGGAUGUGGUGGCCAUGUGCAACCGCGGAGACCCCACCGCCUUCGCGGCCAGCCCCGAGGGCUCCCGCAGAUCAUCGUUUGCGGAGCGGCGGCGCCUGGUGAUGGGCACGGAGGUGCUGCCGCCGCAGAAGGCCUGGGGCUUCGAUGGUGACGUUACCAGCGCCACCGGCAAUGUUGCAUCACAGAUGCGGCCACAGGAUCCUCCAAGGCGGACCAGCGUUGGCACCGGACGCGGUCUCCCACCGCCAAUCGCGGAAUCGGAUGAUGGCUCGGAACACCCGGAUGCACUAGCCGUCGCUCAGAUGCGCAUUCAAGAGCUGCAGAACGAGCUACAUGGCUCUCAGCUUCUGACGGCUCAGCUACUCGAGUCCGCUGCGGCCUCAGACGCCGCCGUCGUCCAACGCGACGUGGCCCUCCAGCAGCUGGAGAGGCAGGUUGGCAAGUACCGCGCUGUGCUGGCCGCUGCAGCAGGCGGCGGCAAGCCCCGGGAGCAGCAGGCGACCAGCAAGGAGCAACAGGUUGCGGAUGACGGCCCCGCGGCUGUUCCCACCAGCCCACACUCCGCUGCCUCCCCGCAUGCGCAGCCGCAGCUGCCUCUCCUAGACGAGUCAUCUAGCAGCCUGGGCAGCCCCCGCAGCCCCCGCGUCCCGCGCCUAACGCUGGAGGACUUGCCCGUGGAAGGCGCCAUCCGAAGUGGCGCCGCAUCCUCUACCAAGGCCAGUCCUCGCGAUGAGCCCCGUCGUCGUAGCGAUUCACCAACUCCGUUUAGGCUCAGCUCUGGCGGGCUGCUGCCCUUCCAGCGGGCGCCUACGGAUGACGGUGCAGGCAGCGCGCGGCUGGUUGCCUUCCCUGGGGGAGUGGCCUGCGGUGUCGUAGAGGAGAAGCUUGGAGGAAGAGGAGGUCCCGGUCAGGCGCCCGUUGCAAUGGCCGGUGCUGACGAGGCAGAUGCGCUGAAGCGUCAGCUUGAGGAGGCCGCACAGAUGCUUGGACUGACACAGGCUGAGCUGAUGCACAGCACGGGAGAGCUGGCGAGACUCCAGGCCCAGCUGGGCGACCUCAGUCGGCCGGAGGCUGCUCCCCAGGCAGCCGGCUCCCCCGGCGGCGGCAGCAGCAGCAGCGACUCGCCGCCAGACGCGUCAAGGGCGGCUUCGGUGACCCGGCUGCAUGUCAAGACGCCGGCUGCGCGUCGACUGUCCUUCACGCAGUUGGAGGAGGACGUUCGGCUGGGCGGCGGGCUGGGCGCCAGCACGGAGAGGCUGCAGGCGCUCACGGAGCAGCUGCAGGAGGUGCUGCAGCUGCUGCGAGCCAGCCAGGAGCGUGCGCUGAGCCUCCAGCAGGCGGCAGACGCCAAGGAGGCGGCCGUGCUGCGUCUGUCCGAGCAGUUGCGGGCCCUUUCAACAACCCAGGAGCCGGCGACGCUGGGCGCAACCGCCUCUGCCGACAGCGCCGCACCCCUUGCUGGUGCCGCAAGCGGCAACCUGGCCACCCCGCCAGCAGCUGGCAGCCCGGUGUCACCACUUGCAGGCAUCACGGGGGGGCCCGGUGCGCACGCCUACACACCCGCGCUUGUCAUGAACCCCACGUUCCACAAUGAGGGAGCGUCGGCCAUGAGCGGAGGGAGCGAGGGGAACACCUUCCGUACCCCCACUGUCGCCGGCUCGGCUGCCGGCGGCGCCCCCAGCCAGCGUGAUGGCGCCGCCACAACUGUGCACCGGAACCUGCUGUUCGAUGAUGCCGGCAGCACAAAGGAGGCCUCUGUUUGGGGCCAUGGCACAAGUGCCAUGACCGAGAGCGCGGGCAGGAACAGUCUCGGCGGCUUCAGCGGCGUGGAAGCCGGGGCCACCACCUCUCCGGCCGCUGAGGCGCUCGGCCAUGCAGCGGAGGGCGCCGGCCCCGCCCAGAACGUUGCCCAGCUGCUGGCUCAGAUCGGGGAGCUGCGUCGCGCGAACGCCGAGUUGCAACGCAAGCUGGCGGAGGUUGCUGGAGGCGCCACUGGCUCCUCAGCUCCCAUCUGGCCCAUGUCGUACACGGCAGCCGGGAUCCAAGCCAGGGCUUCCUUUGAUGCAGCGGCUUUGCAGGCGCAGGAGUCGUUGCCACUGCCAGAAGGCGUGAGGAGUCUGCCCCCGUUGGCGACUUCACGUGCUCCCUCCCUGCCUGUGGCGGCUUCGCUGCCGACCUCGCCUUUGGGGACGCCUGGGUCCAACCUUGCGGCUCGGUGGUCGGGUGAUGGGCGCUCCUUGGGAGCUGCAGACGUUGCCGGUCGGCAGUACGCGGCAAGCGUUGUGAGCGACCUGGGCAGCGAGCUGUCGCAGCGUGUUGUGGAGCUGGAGGAGGAGAUGAUGACGGAGCGCAACAGCUUCGCGGACCAGCUAGCGGGCCUCAAGAGGGCCAAGCGGGAUCUGGAGGCAAGGGUGAAGGAGUUGAUUGAGGAGCUUGGAUUGAAGGCGCAGCACAUCACGCAGCUCCAGGAGGCCAAGGGCUCUCGCGGCCAGAAGGCAGCCGAGCAGCUGGUCUCCGACAUGCACAAGACUGUGGCGGGGCUCACAAAGGAGGUUGCUGACAGGGAUGCUACCAUCCGUUCACUCGAGGGCCGAGUUGAGGACCUGGAGGAGGCUCAGUCCCGAGCCACUCGGCUGGUGUCGGCGGAGAUGUCGGAGCACAAGCAGCGGCUGGAGGCGGCGGCUGCUGACAACCAGGCGCUGCGGGAGCAGCUGGAGCAGGCGGAGCAGGCCGCAGCGGAGCUGGCGGAGGCGCAGCGGCAGGCGGCGGAGGCGGCGGCGGCGCUGCAACGGGACCUUGACACCGCGGCGGGCAGGAGCAGGGAGCUGGAGGAGCAGGUGGCGGCGCUUGAGGCGGCGCUGCGGGGUGCUGAGACGGCUGCUGAGGCCGGGGUGAAGGAGGUUGAGGGGCUGAAGGCGCGGGUGGAGGAGCUGGAGGCGGAGCUGAAGGACGCAAACAAGCGCAUUGUUGCCAGCGAGCGCGACGCCGAGGCCAGCAAGGAACAGGUUGCCGAGCUGCAGUCCAAGGCGCAGGACCAAGCCCUGCAACUCGAGGAGCUCCGUGACCUGCACCAGCAGCUCCAACAAGACAAGGCUGAAGCCGAGGCCGCCCUUUCCGAGGCACGGCAGCGUCUGGAAGACGCCGAGCUGCAGGCGACCGAGCUGCAGACCCGGCUUGGCGCAGCAGAGGAGCGGUCCCGAGAGGCUGAGGCCGCGGCGGUUGAGGUCGCCUCGGAGCUGCAGGCUGCUGAGAAGGACCGUGACCAGCUGCGGGAGCGUGUGGAGGGCAUGGAGCAGGCCGCAACGGCUGCCAAUGAGCAGCACGCGCAGGCUACGGAGACCCUGAUGCAGCAGCUGGCAGCCGCGGAGGAGCGCGAGGCGGCGCUGGAGGAGAAGCUGCGGCUGGACAAGGAGCAGCGGAAGCGGCUGGCGGAGAAGCUGGCGGAGGCGGAGGAGCAGGCGAAGCACAUGGGCGAAACGGUUGCGGAGGCUCUGGAGCGUGCGGAGCAAACUCGGGUGGAGCGGCAUGCUGCCGAGGAGGCGGUGCUGCAGGAGCUGGAGGCCGCACGAGACCAGCUGACCGCCGCCGUGGACGCCCACCGCAGCAGCACCCUGGAGGCCGCGCAGCUGCAGCAGCAGCUGGAGCAGCUGCGGACCGAGCUGUCCGCCGCGGUGCAGUCCGCCUCGCUGGCCGCCGCCAAGGAGGCGGAGCUGGCGCUGGACCUGCAGGUGCUGCGGGCCGGCAAGCUGGCGGCGCAGGCGCACCAGGAGCAGGCGGCGGCAGCGCACGAGCAGGCGGCGGCGCGUGUGCGGGAGCUGGAGGCGGCGAACCAGCAGCUGGCGGCGCAGGUGCGGGAGCUCGCCAACCAGCAGGCUACGGCGCAAGCGCGGGUGGAGGAGCUGGUGGCAGCUAGUGAGCAGGCACAGGCGGCCCUGCAAGUCGAGGCGCAAGGGCACGCUGAGGAGCUUCUUGCCGAGCAGCUGCGGUCGAAGGAGCGGGCUGAGGAGUUGUUGGGAGAGCUGGAGCAGGCCCGGGGCUGCGUGGAGGCCUUGGCAGCAGCGCAUGAGCAGGCGCAAGCGCGCCUGGCUGACCUUGCUACGGCCCAACAGCAGGAGCAGGCGCGUGUGGCAGAGCUAACGGAGGCGCACGAGCAGGCGACGGCGCGUCUGGCGGAAGCAAAGGAGGAAUGUGAGCAGGCGACGGCGCGUCUCGCAGAAGUCAUUGAGGAACGCGAGCAGGCGCAGGCGCGUGAGGCUGCACUAUCGGCGGAGCACGAACAGGCGACGGCGCGUCUGGCGGAAGUAACAGAGGAAUGCCAGCAGGCGCAGGCGCGUGUGACGGAACUAACGGAGGCGCAUGCACAGGCGACGGCGCGUGUGGACGAGCUCUCCGAGGCUCAGGAGCGAGCGCAAGCUCUAAUUGCGGAGCUGACGUCAGCACUGGAGCAGACGCAGGCGCGUGUGGAGGAGCUGGUGGCUGCUGGCAAGGAGGCCCAGGCGAAGACGGAGGAGCUCACGGAAGCGUGUGAGGAGGCCAAAGCGCGCGCGGCAGACCUGCAGCAGCAGCUGGACUACGUGGAGGAGCAGGCGAAGGACACGGAGCAGGGGCUGCGCGAGGAGGUUGAGGUGCUCACGGCACGCAUACGUGAGAGUGAGGAGCGGCAUGCAGCUUUGCAGGCUGAGGAGCAGGAGCAGUCACGUGCGCGUGCUUCACUGAGUCAGGAGCGGGAAGGUGCUCUGCAGGAGCAGCUCGCCUCCACCCAGGCGGCGUUGGACGUCGCACAGUCGCAGAACAGCCAGCUCGCUUCGCAGCUCCGGGCCAUUGCAAACAGUGUCGCCCUGAAUGCUCGCAGCACCUCGAGGAAUGCCCCAGGCGGCGACGGCCUCCAGGACACAGCCUCCAACGAGCUGGACGGCUCCACCAGUGCUGCAGCUCCUCCGGCGUCACCACCUCGUAGCGCCUCAGCCACCACCCCGCUUACCUCGCCAACUGACCUUCAAGCAGGUGCUUGUCGGCGCUGCCAGGUCCGCCGCUGCGGCCCUUCACCCGAGCGCCCCCGUCCAGGCGGCCCUGGCAGCAGCCAGUGGCAGCAAGGACGGAGGCUCAGCAGAGGCGGUUGCCGGAGGCCGGCCCGAUCAGCCGCCCCAGCAGCGUCAGGGGGGAGCGGUUGCAGGGCGGCCAUCGCAGCAGCAGCUUGGACUCUUGCAGCUCCUGCAUCCGGAGCAGGACUCGGCUGCGGCGGAUUCCGUCUCCCUGCUGUCACGCUCCUCCAUCGGAGCUAGCGAGGAAGGCGGCGGCCUCAAGAGCGCGGGUGCUUCCGGUGCGGUUUCCGGCUCCGACAUGCCGUUGACGGAUGUGGCCGCGGCCGUGGAACAGUGCUUGGCGGAUCUCCAAGAGGAGGCCCGCAGCCUGCAGGAGCGCCUGACUGCUUCCGCGGUGGAGCUGGACUGCCUGCGCAAGCUGCUGCAGGACACCGCUGCGGAGGCCGCCGCAACCACCCAGCAGGCGGCGGUGAGCGAGGCGGCGCGGGCGCGGCUGGAGGCCAGUCUGGCGGAGCAGCGUGCGGCGCUGGAGCGCGCGUCGGAGCGCGCUGCGGGUGCUGCGGUGGCGGCUGCGGCUGCCGAGGCGGCCCGGGCGGAGCUGGCGGCGGAGCUGCGGCUGCUGGCGGAGCAGCGGGCCAGCCUGGAGGACCAGCUGGGGCAGGCCGCUGCGCAGCGAGAACAGCUGCAGGAGGAGCUGGGCAGCGCUGAGGCGGCACGGGAGGAGCUGGAGGUGAAGCUGGGUGAGGCGCUGGCCGCUCAGGAGCACCUGCAGCGGCAGCUGUCGCAGGCCACGCAAGCGCAGACCGGCAUGCAGGUCCUCAUAGAUGACCUACGGAGGCAGUUGGAGGAUGCCGAGGCCAGGUGCGCGAGUGUGGAGCAGGAGCUUGACGAGGCCAGGCGCACGAACGACCAACUGGAGGACGAGCUGCUGCGCCUCUCCGCUGCCGAGGACACGCUGCAGCGGGGGCUGCGGGCCGCGGAGGAGGAGGUGCAGCAGCGGGCCAGCCGGGCGCUGGAGCUGGAGGCGCGGCUGGUGGGCGCGGAGGGCAGCUUGGCGGCUGCGCAGGCGGCAUAUGUGGCAAUGAAGGACAAGCUAUGCGAUGCGCUGCCCCAAGCAGCCGCAACACAAGAGCCCCGAAGCGCCCCAGCUGAUGCGGAUGUGGGCCCCGACUGGCCUGUUGUGCAGCGGCAGUUGUCCGGCGUGCUGGCUGCCAAGGCGACAGCAGACCAAGACCUUGCGGCCGCCCGGGAGCAGCACGCCGAGCUGGCGGGCGCCAAGGCGGCGGUGGAGGACCAGCUGGCGGCCCUCUCCGAGCAGCUGCAGCACUUGUCCGCCUCGCACCGCCAGCUGGAGUCGCGGCUGGCCGAGCUGUCCGCUGCGCACGAGGAGCUGCAGCGGCGGCACGAGGAGCUGCUGGCGGCCAAGGAGCGCGCGGACAGGCAGCUGGCGGAGGCGGUGGGCGCGGUGGCGGAGCAGCGCAGCAGCCUGGAGCAGCAGGCGGCGGUGGUGGCCACGCUGUACCAGGAGCGCGAUGAGGUGGUUGGCGCCAGGGCCGAGCUCCAGGAGCAGCUUGCCGCAGCGUCUGAGGAGCUGGUGGCCGUCACUGCGCGGCUGGCUGCUGCUUCUGCUGACAUGGAGUCGCUGGCUGUGGCCAAGGCGCACGUGGACCAGCAGCUGUCAGACACCGAGAUGGCGAGGCUGGCUGUGGAGCGGCAGUUGGGAGAGGUGCUGGAGGCGAAGGUGGACCUGGAGGGGCAGCUGGCGGAGAGCUCUGCUGCCAAGGCGCUAGCAGACGAGCAGCUGGAUGCCCUGCAUGCUGCCGAGGUCGCCCUGCAGCAGCAGCUGGUGCAGCUGCAGGCGGCUGCCGAGCAGGAGCGCCUCUCCUCUGCUGACGCCGUCGCCGCCAUCGAGGCGAGGCUGGCUGCGGCGGUGGCGGAGAAGGGCGAGCUGGAGGCUCAGCUGGCGACGGCGGCGGCCGCUCAAGCGGAGGCUGACAGCCAGCUGGAAAGUCUGGCGGCGCAGAAGGCCGAACUACAAGAGCAGCUGAACGCGGCGCAGGAGGCGCGGGCACAGCUGGAAGGGCAGUUGGGAGCUGCCAGGGAGCAGCACAGCAGUGAGGUCAGCGCUCUGACAGAGCGGCUGGCGGCCGCGGCUGGCCUGCAGUCGCAACUGGAGGCCGAGCUGGCGGAGUCCCGCAGCGCCGCUGCCGAGCUGGAGGCGCGGCUGGCCGCUGCGGAGGCCGCCGGGGCCGCCCUGGAACUGCAGCUCAGGGAGGCCGAGGCCGCGCGGGAGGGCGUGGAGGCGGAGCUGGCCAGGGCGCGGGCCGCCAUGUCCGAGCUUGAGCCCCAGUUCGCGGCGACCGAGGAAGCGGUGGAGUCCAUGCACCAGCGGCUGGUGGAGGCGGCGGAGGCGCGGGCGCAGCUGGAGGAGCAGCUGCAGGCGGCGGAGACGAGCCGCGCCGCGCUGCAGGAGGAGCUGCGCCAGGUCGGCACUGCGCGUGACGCGUUGGAGGAGGAGUUGCACAAGGCGAAUGGGGCUUGUACCUUCCUUGAGUCGGAGCUGAAGGAGGCCCAGGAGGCGCGAGCGGCGGCGGCCGCGGAGCUUAAGGCCUUGAAGGCCGCCACUGCUGAACUAGAGCAGGAGCUGGACAGGGCCAGAAGUGACUGCGGAGAGCUUGCAACGCGCCUGGAGGAGGCGAUGAACGCCCGGGCGGCUCAGGAGCGGCAGCUGCAUGAGGCAUGGGACCGGGAGGGAGAGGCCACGCGGGAGCUUGAGCUCAAGAACGGAGCCCUAUCCGAGCUGGAGGCUCAGCUAGCGGCCGCGCGGUCGCAGGUGCAGGCGCUGAUCGUGUGCAGCGUGGAGCUGGGUCGGGAGGGCCAGCAGCGGGAGGCGGCGCUGCGGUCCGCGCAGGAGGCGGCGGCAGCAGCCGGCGGAGAGGCUGCGCGGCUGCAGGCCGAGCUGGCGGAGGCGGUGGAGCGGCAGCGGGUGCUGCAGGCCUUCGCGGAGCAGUGCAGCGCGGAUGUGGCGGCCAUGGCGGAGCAGCUGGCUGGCGCUAGGGAAGCUUUGUCGGAUAGCCAAGCCCGUGAGGCUGAGCGUGAAGAAGAGGUGGCUGCUGGUCGUGGCCGUGUGUCGGAGCUGGAGUCCCGGCUGCAUGCGGCUGAGGGCGAGUGUGCGGCGGCGCAGGAGCAGCUGGAGGCGCUCAACCAGCAGCUGGCGGCGGUGGCGGACCUGCUGGAGGAGUCGGGGAGCGGCAACACGCAGAUUGGGUCCAGGGACGCUCCUCGUGCCCCGCCGCCAGCGGACGGCGACCACCCGCCAGCGUUCGGCGGCUUCAUGCCAUUCGGCAACUCAGCCGGCAGCGAGGUGGGCAUCGCGGUUGCGGUUGCGGAGCUGCGUGACAGUCUGCUGCAGCGGGCAGCAGCGGCCGAGCAGGCGGCGGCGGAGCGCGCAGCCCGCACCGCCGCGCUGGCUGAGGCCCUGGAGGCGGCUCGGCAGCUGGUGGCGCAGCAGGAGGCGGAGGCGCAGCGGUUGAGCUCGGAGCUGGGUGCGGCUGCGGAGCGCACGGAGCAGCUGGAGCGGCAGCUGCGGGACAAGGAGGAGCAGUGCGCGCAGCAGGAGGCGGCCAGGGUGGCGGCUGCUUUGGAGGUGGAGGCCGUCAAGCAGCGCCUGCAGGCUCGUGUUGACAGCGCUGAGGCUCGAGCCAAGGACUCCCAGAACCAGUUUGAGGACUACAAGGUCAUCAUCAGCCACCGCUGCUCAGCGCUGGAAGCCGAGCGCGACGCAGCCAUCGCGGCCGCCGAGCACGCCUUCGCCGAGCGCAACGCCUCGCGGCUCUCCCUGUCGGCCGCGCAGUCUGAGGCGGCAGAGCACCGCAGCCGGCUGGCUGCAGUGGAGGCGGAGCUGGGCCGUGUUGAGGCGCGCAUGUCGGAGCUGCAGGCGGCCAUCGGAGCCUCGGAGGCGCAGGCGGAGCAGCUGAGGGCCGAGUUGGCGGAGCGGGGGGCGCAGCUGCAGGCGGAGGAGGCGGCCAGGGAGGCGGCGGAGCGGGAGAGCCAGGCGCAGACGGAGAUGGCGGCGGCGCGGGAGCAGCAGCUGGCGGAGUUGCAGCAGGCGCUGGAGGAAGCGCGCGGGGAGCUGGCGGCGGCGGCCGAGCAGCUGGAGGCAGCUGGAGCGGAGGCGGAGGAGCUAAGGUCUGAGCGCGAUGAGGUGGUGCGGUCGCUGGCGGAGGUGGAGCAGCAGCGGGAUCAGACGCAGGCGGCCCUGGACGCGGCACGGGGUGAGGUGGAGGCGCUGCUGCAGCAGCUGGACGUGGGCCGGGAGGAUGUGCUGGCGGCGCAGCAGCAGCGGCACGGCGCCGAGGCCAGGCUGGCGGAGGUGGAGGAGGAGCUGAUGGACGCGGUCCGGCGGCUGGCCAUGGCUCAGGAGGAGGCGGCGGAGGCGUCUGCAAAGGCCGCCAGGGCUCGUGAGGCAGCUGAGGAGGCAUCCCGGGCUCGAGCGCUGCUGGCGGCGGAGGGAGCUGAGAGCUACCGCGCUCUGGCGACUGAGCAUGAGGCGGUGCGGGGCGACUUGUCAGAGGCCCGGGCGCAGCGUGAUGCCGCACUGCAGCAGCUGGCAGCCGUGCGGGAGGUGCUGGCAGACGCCGAUCCAACAGACAACAGCGGCUACAGCACACCCACCGCCGGCAGCAGCUCCCCCGCUGGACUUCGCCUGGUGCCCAGAAGCCCACGUCAGCAGCAACAACAACAGCAGCAACAGCAGCAGCGCCUGCCAGCCCUGGUGCCCGCCUCACGUGCCGGUGAGGCGGCGCUCGUCGCCUCGCACCUGCGAGCCCUACGCGACCGUGCGGACGCCGCCUCCCGCCGCUCCGAAGACUUACAACGCCGGCUGGAGGGCGUUGAGGCGCACCUCACCUCGGAGCGCGCGGAGGCGCAUGCCAUGCGCGCCCGGCUGGAGCUGCACCUCGCCUCCACACGAGCCGAGCUGGAUGCGGUGGCGGCGGAGCGCACCGCGGCGCUGCAGCAGCUGGCGGCGGCGCGUACGGAGCUGGCGGAGGCCACCCACGAGCGCGCUGCGGUGGAGGAGCAGCACCGCGCCGCGGAGCAGCUAGUCGCCGGGCUGCGGCAGCAGCUGGCGGCGCUGAGGCAGCAGCUGGUGGAGGCGGAGUCGCGCGCGCGCAGCGGCAAGGCGGAGUUGCUGCAUGCGGAGGCGGUGAGCGGCAAGGCGGAGGAGGCGGUGGGUAGGCACCGCGCGGAGCUGGCGGCGGCGCAGGCGGAGCUGGCGGCGGUGGUGGCGCAGCGGGAUGCGCUGGAGGACCAGCUGGCGGUGGUGCUGCCCACGCUGAGUGCCACGCAGGCGGAGCGGGAUGCGGGUGUACGGCAGAUCUCGUCCAUGCGGGAGGACCACGUGACGCUGGAGCGGCACCUGGUGCCGCUGGAGGAGCGCGCCGAGGCGUUGGAGCAGCAGGCGGAGGAGCUGCGGCAGCAGCUGGCGGAGGCGGAGGAGCGCGUGCUGGCGGAGCAGGCGGAGGCGGAGGCGCUGCGCACGCGGCUGGAGGUGCAGCUCAACGCGGCGCGCAGCGAGUAUGCAGCCGCCGCGGCGGCCCGGGAUGCCGCCACGCAGCAGCUGGCGUCGCUGCGGGCCGAGCUGAUGGACGCGACGGGCGCGCGCGCGACGUUGGAGGUGCAGGCUCGCGGGCUGCAGCAGCGGCAGGAGCACCUGCAGCAGCAGAUCGCCAUGCUGCAGGAGCACGUGGGCACAGCGGAGGCGCGGCUGAAUGCGGAGCGUGCGGAAGUGCACGCGGCACGCACGCAGGCUGCAGCCGUACGUGCGGAGCUGGCAGCGGUCAUGGCGGAGCGUGACUCGGCAGCCAACCAGGUGUCGAUGCUGCGGUCCGAGGUGGCCGCCGUACGGGCGGACCGGGACGCCGCCGUACAGCACCACAUGCUGGCUGCCAGUGCCAAGGCGGCUUUGGAGGAGCAGGUGCGCUCGUUGGAGGGGCUGACGGGACAGAUGCAGCAGCAGCUGGAGGAGCAGCUGAGCCGGCUGAGGGGUGAGGCGGCGGCGACGGAGUCGGAGCUGGCGGCGGAGCGGCGGGGUGCCGCGGCGGCACAGGCCGCGUUGCGGGAGCAGCUGGCGGCCGCCAAGGCGGAGCUGGCGGCGGCGCUGGCGAACAACAAUGUGGUGCAGCAGCAGGUGGCGGAGGUGAACGAGGAGCUGGCGACGCUGCGGCGGGACCUGGCGGCCGCCACCAAGGAGCUGGCCAGCCAGCAGAGCGCCUCGGAGACACGGGUGGGCGAGAUGCAGGCCAAGGUAGCCGCCGCUCGCGCCCAGGCGGCGGAUGCGGCAGCGCAGGUGGCCCGGUUGGAGUCGGAGCUGCGGGUCAGCGGCGGCGCGCUGGAGGCGGCGGAGCGGCAGCUGGCCGAGCGGGAGCGGGAGGCGAAGGCCAUGGUGGCGGGUCUGGAGGGCGCGCUGGAGGCCACUCGGGCCGCACUGGAGGCGGAGCGGGCGAGGGCGCAGGAGAAGGCGCAGGACCUGCAGCAGCAGUUGCAGGCGGCCGAGGCGGCGGAGGCGGCUGCUCGGUCUCAGCUGCAGCAGCUGCAGGACGAGUUGUCGUCGCUGCGGGGCGCGCAGAUGGCGGCGCAGGCCUCCGCGGGGGCCCAGGUGGCGUCGCUGCAGGAGGAGCUGGGUCAGAUGAAGCGCGCGCUGCGGGAUGCCAAGGACGCCUGGGAGACGCAGCUGCAGGCUGCCAAGGAGUCUGCCGCUGCUGCCCAGCAGCGGGCCGCCUACCUGGACUCGCAGGUGGGCAGUGCGCGGGAGGCGGAGGCGGAGGCGCGGCAGGCGCUACUGGAGGCGCGGCGGGAGCUGGGGCGGCAGGAGGCGGUGGCGGCCAGCCGCAUAGCCAGUCUGGAGGCCGGUCUGUCUGCAGCCCAGGAGCUGGUUGCCGGGCUGGAGGGGCGGCAGCGGCGGGUGGAGAGCGCCAACAGCGCCGCGGAGAGCGAGGUGGCGGCCAUGGGGGAGCGGCUGCGGGGAGAGCGGGAGCACACUUCUCGUCUGGAGCAGCGGCUGGAGUCGCUGGCGGGCGAGGUGGCGGGGCUGCAGGCGGAGCUGGCGGGGGCGCGGGAGACGCUGGGGCGCUACGAGGCGGGCGCAUGCAGCGCGGAGGCUGAGAUGCGGCGGCUGCACGAGGCCGCCACCCAGAGCGCCGCGGAGAACGAGCGACUGCGGCGGCAGCUGGACGGGCUGGUGGCGCAGCUGAGCCGGCAGACGCAGCAGCUGCGGGCGGCGGAGGACGACACGGCGCAGCUGAGGCAGGAGGUUGCCGCGCUCAACCCGCCCUCCAACCGCCGCUCCAACAGCGGCUCCCGGGGCCGCUCCUCGGAGCGCCGCUACUCCGCAUCCGGGGGCCGGGGGCCACCCGCGCAGCUGCCGCUCAACACAGCAGCAGGCGCCAACACCACCACCGCCGCCAACACCGGAGGAGCAGGAAGCGUUGGAGGAGGUGGAGGGGGCCCUACGGCAGCAGCCGCCGCACCGGGAGCUGCGGGAAGUCGUGUUGCUGAGCUGCGCGGUCUGCUGAGCGGCAGUGGCAGCGGCAGCAUCCUGGACGACUCGCUACUGCAGCAGCAGCAGCAGCAGCCGCUCAUCCUGCGGAAGACCUCGCAGCAGCACAACAACCUGCAGCAGGCAGCUGCACGCAUCGCAGCGGCAGCUGCAGCGGCGGGAGGCGGACCCAUGGGUCAGGGCCGCCUCAUGCUGCGCUCGGCGUCUGCGGAGCCCCGGCGCCCUGGAGGUGCAGGAGGAGCUGCCAACGUAACCGGGCCCGAGGGCGGCAGCUCGCAUGUGGCAGCCUCCGACAGGGCCCGGCAGCAGCAGCGGGGCGGCGGGGGCUCCUCGCGUCCCAGCAGCCCCGGUCGCGCGGCCGCCAGUGCGCUGCAGCAGCGGUUGAGCGACGAGGCUGCGCUGCUGCGGUGGGAGGUGGUGGCGGACAGCAGCCGCGUGAGGGAGCUGCAGGACAGGCGGGCGGCGGGAGUGCCCCUGAGUCGCUCCGAGUCCUCCGAGCUGGACCUGCUGGCGGCCCGGCUGGCGGCCCACCACGCGCGCAUCGCAGCCAUCAUGGACACUGUGAGAAACGCGCAGCAGCAGCAGCAGGGGCAGCAGGGGCAGGCGCAGGCGCCUCAGCGGCAGGGACAGCAACAGCAGCAGCAACCCGCGGAGCCGCAACCCGCCGCCCAGCAGCCGCAACAGCAGCAACAGCCACUCUACCAGCCCCACCCUCCCCCGCACCCGCCCUACCUCGCCCCCACCGCUGCUGCGCUGGUUACCGCAGUCGCAGCCCCACCCUCCGACCCCGCCGCGCCACCCAGCCCCCGCAAGCCAUCCGACGCCGCCGCACACAAGGGCGGCGGACCUCCUGCUGCAGGGCCUCCGCGGUUCUUCGAGUUGGAGUCCCGGGCAGACCCCGCGGAGCUGCCUCGCCGCGCCACCAGCCCCGGCAGCUACACACACAGCAACAGCGACAGCGUCAGUCCGCGCGCCUGCCCCGGCUCGCCCGCCGCCUCCGUCCGCAGCAUGCGCUCCACGCAGGCCGCCGUCAUCAGCGGCAGUCCCUGGUACCCGCCCGGUACCUCACCCGGGCACCCCCCGCACUCCUCCGCCUCGCCGGCGUCCGUGCAUGGCCGCGUGCUGAGCCCCGGCGGGGCGGCGGGGGACUCCCGCCUGAGCUCCUCCGCUCGGGCAGGCAGCGUGUACCGAGGUGCGGAGGGGCAGGGGUCAGCGAAUGGGAGCGGGAGCGGCGGCCUGGGAAUGGGAGGUGGGGCGUUUGAGGUCAGUGGGGAGUCGGCGGGCGCGGGUGGAGGUGCAGGCAGCGGUGGGCACUGGCAGCAGCAGCAGCAGCAGGGCAGUCGCUACCGCACCCCCUACCUGACGAUGCUGCAAGACAUGGCGGCGAAUGGCCAGGCGCCGGGAAGUGGCGGCAGUGGCAGCGGUGGAGUGACCCGGCGGGUCGGUACCGCGGAUGGGAACACGCAGCCCUAUCCGGUGCAUGGAGGGGAUGGGCCGUACGUUAUGUCGGCGGGUUUUGCAACGGGGCCUGUGCAUGGGCAUGGGCAUGGGCAAGGGGAGUAUGGCGGCGGCAGUGGUGGGGAGCGGCCUCGAGGGGCGGGUCCGCUGUUCAUGCCGUCCGAUGUGGGGCCCGCGUCGGGGCGACAUGUGUAGUGGAGCGGAGGGACGGGAAGGGAGAGAAGUGCGCUGAAUGUGACCCCGCUUCUUGCAAAGUAUGCGCUUUUGUCCGCUUUGGAUGUGGCAUGUUGGUCCUUGUUUACCGUAUGUCUAAAUGGCCCGCAUGUCUUACUGGGUAUAUGUUUUAGACAUUUUGCUGCCCUUGUGCACACCGGCUGUUGACUCGGCUUGGAGAAGCAGGGCGGCGGGGGUUGAUGGGGGCUCAUGGGCGCGCACUGCCGGAUAACGACAACAAACUGAGCGUGCGUGUUACGAUACGGUGAUACGGUCUUACCGUGUGAUCCUGAGGGGAUCUUUGCGUGGCUUUACCUUUAAAAUACGUAUACCUUGGAGACAACACUUGGAGAUAAACAACUUUGCUGCCUUGUGCAAUAGGGCAACAUGUGUUAAAAUAACUGGCCAUGUGUGUAUGCGUGCAUAAUAACGACUUUCGAAUCUCUAUUGUUCUCGGUUCCCUCCUGCAGUGACAGUUUGGAACUCUUAGCAUGAUGGCUCUGCGAUAGGUGGAGUGGAACCAGCACUGUGGUUGCUGCUCUGCAUUUCCCUUGCGUGUGAGGAUCGCGGUGCUGUCUCGAAUGUCGUACAUGAUUACAACUGUCAGGGUCACCGGUGCGCGUUAUGGCCCAUAUCGUCAUCUUGUCCCCGAACCACUGCCCCGGAUUCAAAGCAGUCGAGUGGGUGCCGUACUCGUGCAAUGACAUCCAUGUAACAGGCAAUAACAGCGGCGGCGUCAAUCCCAACUUCCGGCCACCAACGAGCCCACACCCAUAGUUCUUUCAAAGGAAUCGAAAUACACAUACCAAAUUAUUACGG
Astrephomene gubernaculifera is the source of this 16812-nucleotide messenger RNA. The record is from the annotation of a GenBank genome assembly. Lineage: Eukaryota; Viridiplantae; Chlorophyta; Chlorophyceae; Chlamydomonadales; Astrephomenaceae.